This is a messenger RNA of Clarias gariepinus (North African catfish), 991 nucleotides long. RefSeq names its product macrophage mannose receptor 1-like. The record is from RefSeq and is a predicted model, not a curated record. The transcript has 6 exons. Lineage: Eukaryota; Metazoa; Chordata; Actinopteri; Siluriformes; Clariidae. The coding region runs from base 59 to 991 and encodes 310 amino acids.
GCAAGACUGAUCAUCACCUCCUUCAGAUAUCAGUGAGUUCUCAAGUGUAACAUCAGUGAUGGAGCAGCGUUUGUUUGUUCUCCUGCUUUUUACAGGAGUCAUUCCCCUCAUCCUGUCUAUCCGUCGUAAGUACCAUCUAAUCCAGCAGGGGAAGACAUGGAAUGAUGCUCAGGCUUACUGCCGAGCCACAUAUGUUGACCUGGCUACCAUCGAAACUAAUGAUAACAUGGUCCAAAUUCAGAAUGAAAUACAGACACAAAAAUUCAGUUCCAGUGCUUGGAUUGGACUGUAUACUAACAUCAACAGCUGGCACUGGUCCUUCGGAAACGAGCCUCUGGGAAGUUUUACAUCGUGGGUAAGCCCAGAACCCGAUGACAAGUGUGGAAAUGAACAGUGUGUCAUGAACCAACAAGGGGGAUGGCAUGAUGCACCAUGUGCCUGGUCAAACUUUUUUGUGUGUUUUGAUGAUACAAAGACUGGCACUGACAGCUUCAUUUUAGUCUCUGUGAAAAUGUCAUGGUAUGAUGCUCAGAGCUACUGUAGGCUGCAUUACACAGACCUGGCCAGCAUCAAAAACACAGCAGAAAACUCACUUAUAGGGGGACUGUCUAUGGAUUUUAUUUGGUUUGGCCUUGGCAGAGACCCUUGGAAAUGGUCGGACCAAACCUUAGAUGUGUCCAUGAUUACAUGGUUACCAGCAGACAAUAAUGAUUACUUGCAGAAUAAAAGUUGUGGCUAUUUUUUAAACAAUAAGGCUAACGUAGCGCGAUGCUCAGACAAAAUACCUUUCUACUGUUAUGAAUUCACAAAACAGCAGCAGAUCAUUAGAGUGAAGGUUAAUUCCAGUCAGGAUGUGAAUGAUCCUACAAUAAUGGCGACCUUCAUGGAGAAGAUUCAGCAGAAACAAGGGGGUCAUGGAACUGGGAAUAUCACUGUAAAAUUGAGAGAGCAACCUGAUAGAGUGGUGUUUCACAAAGAUAAACAAACAUAA